GCUGGGGGCCGACCCUGGCAACUCUGUGGUGUUUGGCUGUGCCUUGCUGCGACUCAGGGCCCGCGUGGGCAGUGGGGGAGCCGCGGUUGGAGUGGGAGGGGGAGUCCGCUCCCGAGAGGUGGAAGAGGACGGGCUCACGCUGGGAGCGCCUUAGAGGAGCCGUUUUCCAGGAUGGCUGAUUUGGUUUUUUGUGAGCCAACAGAACUUUACAACAUCUUGAAUCAGGUUACAAAACUGUCCAGAUUAACUGAACCCAACUAUCUCUGUUUAUUGGAUGUUCGUUCCAAAAGGGAGUACGAUGAGAGUCAUGUGAUCACAGCCCUUCGUGUGAAGAAGAAGGAUAAAGACUACCUCAUCCCUGAGUCCGUAGACCUGGAGUGUGUGAGAUACUGUGUGGUGUAUGACAGCAACACCAGCACCCUGGAGAUGACCUUAGUCUACAAUGAAAACGAGGAUGAUAAUGACUUUGACAAUUCUGGCCCAGAACUGGCGCUCGGACCUGCUGUGGAGUGUGGCAAAUGGCUGAGCAACUUCACCCGCAAUCCUGUGCAUAUCCUGAAAGGGGGCUACCAGCGCUUCUCAGGCCUGUACCACUUCUUUAGGACCCAGAAGAUCAUCUGGAUGCCCCAGGAACUAGAUGCAUUUCAGCCGUAUCCUGUUGAAAUAAUUCCUGGAAAGGUCUUUCUGGGAAAUUUCAGUCAAGCCUGUGACCCUCAAGUGCAGAAGGAUUUGAAAAUCAAAGCACAUAUCAAUGUCUCCAUGGAGAUGGGACCCUUUUUUGCAGGUGACUCUGACAACCUUCUGCACAUCCAGAUAGAAGAUACCCCAGACGUCAAGAUUAUUCCCUUUUUACGUCACCUCUGUCACUUCCUUGAAAUUCACCUGGAGCUUGGCUCUGUUGUUCUGGUCUUUUCUACCCGGGGCAUCAGUCGCAGUUGUGCGGUAAUUGUGGCCUUCCUCAUGCACUGGAGAGAGGAGACCUUGCAGAGGUCCUGGGCCUAUGUCAAGAAGUGCAAAAAUAACAUGCGUCCAAAUUGGGGAUUGGUGACUCAGCUGUCGGAGUGGGAGAAGAUUGUCCUUGGAGACACUGUCACAGACAUCUUCAAUCCACCGUACUAAUCUCUGAGGCCCAGAGAUGGGCGCUGAAGAACCUUCCUUGGGACCUUUGUGGGCAGAGGGCAAGCAUGUGUACCCAGGUUGGUGUGGAAAGAAAAGGCCUGUGCUGCCUGCAGCCUCA
Marmota monax (woodchuck) is the source of this 1237-nucleotide messenger RNA. It is a transcript of the gene Styxl1, whose product is annotated as serine/threonine/tyrosine interacting like 1. The record is from RefSeq and is a predicted model, not a curated record. The coding region runs from base 172 to 1119 and encodes 315 amino acids. Gene Ontology annotation, cellular component: mitochondrion. Gene Ontology annotation, biological process: protein dephosphorylation; positive regulation of intrinsic apoptotic signaling pathway; negative regulation of cytoplasmic stress granule assembly. NCBI's taxonomy places the organism in Eukaryota, Metazoa, Chordata, Mammalia, Rodentia, Sciuridae. Gene Ontology annotation, molecular function: protein phosphatase inhibitor activity; protein tyrosine/serine/threonine phosphatase activity; protein phosphatase binding. The transcript is spliced from 9 exons.